AUGUCUCAAACUCAGCAGUCAACCUUCUCUUCGUCUAUCUACGAUAGUGAUUUAGAUAAUCUUGAGACUCUACUAACCGAGGAUUUUCUCCGACCGGCUAUUCCUUCGUUAAUCCCCUCGUGCUUAACUCGUGUUAGCCCUAAUCGCGUGAAAAACUAUCUUCUUUACGACGAGAUGGUUUAUAACGAAUAG
Messenger RNA from Penicillium soppii, 192 nucleotides. RefSeq lists its product as uncharacterized. The transcript has 2 exons. The coding region runs from base 1 to 192 and encodes 63 amino acids. The record is from RefSeq and is a predicted model, not a curated record. NCBI's taxonomy places the organism in Eukaryota, Fungi, Ascomycota, Eurotiomycetes, Eurotiales, Aspergillaceae.